AUGGCGCCUUCGCGAGUGUCGCCCGACCCCACCUCUUCAGAGACGCCCGUCGGUCUCACGCCGAAGCAGAUCGCUUCCUUUCAUAGGGACGGCUAUCUGAUCAUCCCUUCAUACCUCGACCCGGAAACAUGCCAAAAUCUACUCUCAAAAACGCACGAGCUCCUCCGAGACUUCCCGCUGGUCGACCAUCCCAUGACUAGGUUUACGACGGGUAAGGAUGAGGAUGAGGAUGGGGACUCGACGUCAGCAAAGCACGUGGGUGACGACUACUUUCUGACCUCGGGCGACAAGGUGCGGUUCUUCUUCGAGGAGGAUGCGUUCGACGAGGAGACUGGGCAACUGAACAGACCGAAGGAGCGGGCGAUCAACAAGAUCGGGCACAAUCUGCACGGGCUGGUCCCGGAGUUUGGCAACAUUUCACACGCCGGAGAGAUUGGACGGCGUAAUGCGGCGAUUGCACGAGAUAUCGGGUACAAAGAUCCACGACUGCUGCAAAGCAUGGUGAUCUGUAAGCAGCCGGAAAUCGGGGCGGUAGUGCGGCCGCACCAGGACAGCACAUUUCUAUACACGAACAGGCCGUCAGCAGUGGGCUUCUGGAUUGCACUUGAGGAUGCGACAGUGGAGAAUGGCUGUCUGAGCUUCGCGCCGGGCAGCCAUCGAAGGGCGCCCAUCAAAGAACGAUUCGUACGGAAAGUCGAUGGACAGGGCACGACGUUUGAGAGUAUCCCCGAGGAGGACGAACGAUGGCCACGGGACUUUGAGCACGAGGAAGUCAGCCUGGAAACGCGCAAGAAGGAGGAUUACGCAUUAGGCGAGGUGAAAGCGGGUAGCUUGGUCUUGAUCCAUGGCAACAUCUUGCACAAGAGCGAGCGGAACACGAGCCAGAAAACUCGAAUCAUCUACACAUUCCAUCUGAUUGAGGGCGAGGAGCAUUACGACGAGAAGAACUGGUUACAAAUGCCCGGUGGCCCGGAGCAGUUCACCAAGCUGGAUGGGAAGGCGUAG
Messenger RNA from Capronia coronata CBS 617.96, 1005 nucleotides. RefSeq lists its product as uncharacterized. Lineage: Eukaryota; Fungi; Ascomycota; Eurotiomycetes; Chaetothyriales; Herpotrichiellaceae. The transcript has a single exon. The record is from RefSeq and is a predicted model, not a curated record. The coding region runs from base 1 to 1005 and encodes 334 amino acids.